Molecule: messenger RNA, 3045 nt
Organism: Monoraphidium neglectum
Lineage: Eukaryota; Viridiplantae; Chlorophyta; Chlorophyceae; Sphaeropleales; Selenastraceae
Product: Exocyst complex component 2
Exons: 20
Coding region: 1-3045 (1014 amino acids)
Biological process (GO): Golgi to plasma membrane transport; exocytosis
Cellular component (GO): exocyst
Source: RefSeq, a predicted model, not a curated record
AUGUCUCGCUCACAGCUGAGGGAGCGUGACCACCCGCGCGGCGGCGGUCGCGGUGUUGAGGACGAUGACGAGGAGUACUUGACUGAUGACGAGGAGGACGAGGGGGACGCCGAUGACGACGGACAGGAGGGCCGCAGGGCCCUCGCCUGCAGCACUGCGGCGGGGCCGGCCACCUGGCAGGAGGUGGACCGCGGCGAGCUGUCCGCGAGUGCUCUGGCGCUGAUCAGCAGCAUCGCGCAGACGGCGCCAACGGACGACCGCUCUCGCGACGCGGUGUGGCACCCCACCACCACUGUAACCGUGACUCAGGAGCUGGUGGACCCCUUGGGCCUCGGCCGCAUAGACCCCGCGGCCAUGAGACUGGAGCGCCGCUCGACGCGCGACGCCGCCCCUCAGGCCCGCAGCAAUGCCACUGGUGUCAAUGUCGAUGCAGGGCCUGGCCAGGCAAAGGGGGCAGUGGGGCGCUUCUUCUCGGAGCUCACAGCUCGUGGCGGCGGCAGCGGGGGCGGCAAGGACGGCGGCCGCAGCCACGCGCGCGGGAGCGCUGGCGGCCCCAGCGGCAGUGGUCGACCGGUGGACAGCAGCCCCUCAACGAGGAGGCGCACCUCUGUUGCGAGCAGAGCGUCCAACCUUCCCACGAACAUGCUCCUGCCCACCAUGGAAGGCUUUGACCCUGAGGCCUACCUGGCCGUCUUCCACGAGGCCACCAGCCCUGCGGACUUGGCAGCGGGGCUGACCACCCUGGAGCGCGAGCUGGGGGAGCGCCAGGGCCAGCUCAAGACGCUGGUCAAGCAGAACUUUGACCGCUUCAUCAGCUGCAAGACCACAAUCGACGACAUAUACGUCAAGCUGCAGCGGAUUGAGUCGGCCGGCACGGGCAUCAGCACGCAGGUCCUGUGCUCUGCCGUAGAGGAGGUCCAGGCCUCUGCCAGGGUGGCGUUUGGCCCCCUGCUGGAGCGCCACAGCAAGGCAGAGCGCAUCAAGUCGGUCCAGGCCCUCCUGCGUCGCUUCCAGCCUCUCUUCAGCAUGCCCUCGCGCAUCAGGUCCCUUGCUUCAGCCCAUGACUAUGAGCAGGUGUGUGCGGAGUACAAGAAGGCCAACGCCCUCAUCCGCCCCGGCAGCAACAACACCGCCAAGGUCUGGGCGCGACUGCACACUGAGAUUGAGAGGCGUGUGGGUGAGGUUUGGCUGCAGCUGGAGGCGGAGGUGGCUCACCCCGAGCUGCCGGCAGCCAGCGCGCCGGAGCUGCUGCUGCACAUGCUGGCGCUGCAGGCAGAGGGCCUGCCCCUUGCACAGGGCAAGGAUCCGGUGGGGCUGCUGCUGGAGGCGCGCGAGCGGCGCGCGCGCAGCGAAAUGGCGUCCGCCCAAGACCACCAGGCACGCGCCAUGGCCCGGCUCAGGGAGCGGUACUGCGCUGUGGUGGGGGCCGAGAGCGCCAAGCCACAACCCCUGCAGUCGCGGCUGGUGCAGAACACCUCUGAGACGCCUGGCGAGCAGCUCAUGCUCAACCACGUGGCGGAGCUGUCAUCAGUCCUGCUGUCGUGCCUGCCAGGGUUCUGGGCCACUGCCUCUUCCGGCCGCCUUGCAGACGUGCCUGACCUGCCCCCUGCUGUCAGGGCGCGCCUCAGGCAGUCCCUCAAGACAGUGGCCGCCACCGCGCAGAAGCUGGUCGAGUCGUACUGCAGGGACGUGCAGAAGGUGGCGGGGGCACUGGCGGCGGUGGGCCCGCUGCGCAGCGCGACAGCGGCUCUCGUCCAGCGCCUGGCGCGUGUGGUUGAGUCACUGCGGGAGCUGAGGGCGCCGCCGAGUGCGGUGGCCUCUGUGCUGGGCGUGCUGCGCUACGGCCUGGAGGCAGCUGUGCGGCAGCUGGCCAGCCACCUGGAGCAGCUGCCUGCAACCCUGGCCUCGCCGCUCGACGGGGAGCUGCCUGCUGACAUCACCACGCGGCCCCUGCACGUGGCAUUCUUUGCCUGCCUGGGCCAGUGUACCGCCUGCCUUGCGGCUCUGGCGGAGCGCUACAACCCCCAUGCUGGUGACAUGCCGAGCUCAGCCCGCGGCGGCGACGAUGAGAGCGGCGGCAGCAGCACCGGUGGCCCCGACCCAGGAGGGGGCGGGGGGUCGCCGCGCGAGUACUGGCGGCGGGGGCCGCAGGCUCAGGCGCGGGGCGUGCUGCUGUACGACAGCGACGACGACGCAGGGGAGGGCGGCGGUGCGGGUGGCUCGGGCAGUGGCGGCCCUGCCGUGCGUGGCGGCUUGCAGGGCGGGCGCGGCGGCGUGGGUGUCGGGGGCGUGGCAGGUGUGAGCGAUGAUGUGCGGCUGCUGCUGACGGCUUCCAACCUGAGCUACAUCCGCACCAAGCUGAUGGGGUCCCUCACACAGCGCUUCCUGCUUGUGCUGACAGGCGAGGUUGCCUCUGAGGUGGAGCGCGUGAGCCGCACGAUCAAGGGCCUCGCCAAGCGCAUGGAUGCAGCACUACAGGCCAUGUUUGAUUUGUACCGUGACCGCAAGCGCCGGCAGCUGGAGCGGCUGAUGAGUGCGUACGUGCGUGCAGACGGCGGCCCUGUGGGCACCCCCCCUGAGCUGCGUGACAUCACCCCGGGUGUGGCGGGCCUGCUGCAGGCUCUGGCCCAGGUCCAGGCUGAGGCCUACACGUACGCCAGGCUCCACAUGUCGUACCUGCUGCCCCCCUUGCUGGAGGCUGUGGCGUCGGGCCUGAGCGCGCGGUAUGCCGCCCUGGCCCCCGAGGGUCUGGCCCCGGAGGCGCUGGCGCAGUACUUCCUGGACCUGUCCUGGCUGGACGGCACACUCAGCGCUGCAGGCCCACCCUCGGUGCGCGUGGACAUUGACGCCGGCUACAUGCUGCUGGCGCAGCGCAUUGCAGGCUUCAGUGCUGGCGCGGCUGUCACUCCGCUGGGCCGCAGCCUGGCUGCUGUGAGGGACCCAGCAGAGCUCAGCAAGAGGCUGCAGGUGACGUGUCGCAAGCUGCUACCAGACAUCUUGGGGCGCUCCACCUUCACAACCAGCAGCUUCCUGCCUGUACAGUAA